This is a messenger RNA of Aureobasidium musti, 2429 nucleotides long. The record is from the annotation of a GenBank genome assembly. Lineage: Eukaryota; Fungi; Ascomycota; Dothideomycetes; Dothideales; Saccotheciaceae.
AACUAAUCAUGGCGGCAACUGAAAACAAGCGGGCCUUGCCUCCAAAGGUCGCAGCAAUGAAGGCCAGAAAGCGCCAAAAGUUGGAAGACCCAAAGACUGGAAAGAAGGCAACCACAACCAAAUCUUCCAAAGCGGCGGCGCCACCAAAAUCGGAAAAAGUGCGUCUGGACGACCUGGCCUGGAACAAUGUCGAAAUGCCGGAUAGAUUGGAUGAUUUUGAGGGUUUCUACGGUCUUGAGGAGAUUGAUGAUGUAGAUGUUGUCAAGGACGACAAUGGCAUUAUUUCUUAUAGGGCCAUCAGCGACAAGGCUACCAAGAAGAGACCUGCUCCGGAGGAAUCAGAAGAUGAUGGUGAGGAGUUUACUGGUUUUGGUGAUGAUGAUCAGGAGGAAGACGAUAAGCAAGAAGGUGGUGCUAUGAUCAUCGAAACCGUCACGCCCAGAUCUGCUCCCGAACUUGAGGAAGGAGAGNNACCUGGGAGGACAGAAAGCAGAAGCAAAAGAGUUGCAGAAGCAGCAACUCAAGGAAAAGAAGCAAAAGGAGAAGAAAGAGAAGAAGGAAAAGAAGCCAAAGGCAGAGAAGAAGCAAAAGAGACUGCUUCCCAAGCUGAAAUCGGAUCCUCAACAUUUGCCAACCUUAUGGACGAGGAAGAGGACGAAGGCGUUGACAUUAGCGCAUGGCGCCCUUUGAACCUUUCGGACGAUACUCUGGGAGCUCUCUCGAAGAUGAAGUUUCACCAACCAUCAGCAAUCCAAAAAGCAGCUAUUCCUGAGGUCCUGGCAGGACACGAUGUCAUCGGAAAGGCCAGUACCGGAUCUGGAAAGACAUUGGCGUUUGGUAUCCCCAUUCUGGAGCGUUACCUCGAGAUGCAGAAGGUUGCUGGAAACAACAAGAAGAAGGCCAACAGCGAAGAAGAGGCUAUGCGCAAGCCUGCUCUGGCCCUGAUCCUCUCACCCACUCGUGAACUCGCUCAUCAAAUCUCCGCUCAUCUUACAACCCUUUGCUCUGGCCUGGACAAGGCACCUUGGAUCGCAACUCUUACUGGCGGUUUGUCCAUGGCAAAGCAGCAAAGACAACUCAAGAAUGCAGAUAUCAUCAUCGGUACUCCUGGACGUCUGUGGGAAAUCAUCAGUGGCGGUCACGGUGUUCUCAAAUGGCUCAAGCAGAUUCAGUUCCUUGUUAUUGACGAAGCCGACAGACUGCUCAGUCAGGGUCACUUCAAGGAGCUCGAAGAGAUCAUCAACGUCCUCGACCGCAAAGACGACUUCAAGGCCGAGGAGCACGAGGAUGAGGAUGAGGCGCCGGAGGAAAUCGAGGAAGUUGAGAGACAAACGCUCGUUUUCUCUGCUACCUUCCACAAGGGCUUGCAGCACAAGCUUGCAGGUAAGGCCAAGCCUGGUGCUGGCCUGAUGGACAAGAAGGAGAGUAUGGAGUAUCUGCUCAANAAGCUCAACUUCCGCGAGGAGAAACCCAAGUUCGUCGACGUGAACCCAAUCAGUCAGAUGGCCUCUGGUUUGAAAGAAGGCAUGGAUCUCUACCUAUACGCACUUCUUCUGUUACAUCCCAACGCCAGAACGAUAGUCUUCUGCAACUCUAUCUCUGCCGUGCGUCGCCUGACACCAUUCUUGCAAAACCUGCAACUCCCUGUCCACGCAUUGCACUCCUCAAUGGCACAGAAGGCACGUCUUCGCGCCAUCGAACGCUUCACCUCCAACAACCAGAACAAGACCAACCACAAGGGCUCCAUUCUCCUCGCCACCGAUGUCGCCGCUCGCGGUCUCGAUAUCCCCAACGUCAACUUGGUAAUCCACUACCAUCUACCCCGUGCUGCCGACAACUACGUCCACAGAUCUGGUCGCACAGCACGUGCCGGCGAAACCGGCUCCAGUAUCCUAAUCUGCGGACCCGAAGAAGUGGCUGGUGUACGCAGACUAAUCGCAAAAGUGCACGCCAGCUCUGCAGCCGCAGGCGCCGAGCCCGCCAACGACGCAGCAAAAAACGGUUACUUCAUCCGCAGUCUGGACAUUGAUCGCCGCGUGGUCAGCAGACUAAAGCCCCGCGCAAACCUAUCCAAGAAACUCGCCGACACCACCAUUGCAAAAGAGAAAAAGCACAGCGAAGACGACUUNUUGCGCCAAGCGGCUGAAGAUCUGGGUGUCGACUACGACUCUGAGGAAUUUGAGAAUGCGCCUGGAAAGAGAGGUAGAGGUGCUGGGAGAAUCAAGAAAGAGAGGGAAGCGAGAGGGCUCACCAAGGCAGAGACUGGUGCGCUGAGGGCCCAGCUCAAGGAUAUGUUGAGCUCGAGAGUCAAUGUUGGUGUUAGUGAGAGGUACUUGACCUCGAGCGGUCUUGAUAUCGAUUCUUUGUUGCAGCAGCAAGAGGCUGGUGUGCAUGGAGAGUUCCUGGGCACGGUUGCAGACCUUAUGGAU